Molecule: messenger RNA, 5563 nt
Organism: Poeciliopsis prolifica (blackstripe livebearer)
Lineage: Eukaryota; Metazoa; Chordata; Actinopteri; Cyprinodontiformes; Poeciliidae
Product: solute carrier organic anion transporter family member 1C1-like
Exons: 15
Coding region: 176-2281 (701 amino acids)
Biological process (GO): transmembrane transport; sodium-independent organic anion transport
Cellular component (GO): membrane
Molecular function (GO): protein binding
Source: RefSeq, a predicted model, not a curated record
AAGAAGAGGAGGAGGAGGAGGAAGAGGAAGACUCUUGACUGGAUCGCCGGUUGGGAAAUCCGAGCCGCUCAAUCAAGCCGAAAAUAAGGACACUGAAGGGUUGCAUGCCUCAAUACCAAGAAUCUGCACCGAGCAAGAGACCUCUGCUAAGGAGACACAGAGACAUAUCUGGAGAAUGGAGGACAGAAGCGAGGAAGACUGUGUGCAGGAGAACGGACGAAGUGACGAGACGAACAGCAAACCCAGCGGCUCUCCAUGCACCAGUCUGAAGAUGUUUCUGGUAGCAUUGUCAUUCGCCUAUUUUGCCAAGGCUCUGUCGGGGAGCUACAUGAAGAGCACAAUAACUCAGCUGGAAAGACGCUUUGACAUCCCCAGCUACCUAAUUGGAGUCAUUGAUGGGAGCUUUGAGAUAGGUAACCUGCUGGUGAUAGCGUUCGUCAGUUACUUUGGGGCUAAGCUUCAUAGACCGAAGAUCAUAUCUUUGGGAUGCUUAUUGAUGUCUUUUGGCACCUUCAUCAUUGCUCUGCCCCACUUCAUCAUUGGACGCUAUGAGUUUGAAACGUCGGUGAGAUGGGUAGUGAACUCGACGCACAACUCAUCUCCCUGUCAGGGAGAUUCACCAGGAGACCAACCUGGUAUUUCACCUCAAGUGCCGUCCACAGGCUGCGAAGGCGAGUCCAACUUAUCAAUGUGGAUAUACGUGCUUCUGGGGAAUGUCUUGCGGGGGAUUGGGGAGACACCCGUUCAGCCCCUGGGGAUCUCUUACAUAGAUGACUUUGCUACAGAAGAAAAUGCUGCACUUUACAUUGGCUGUGUGCAGACCAUUUCAGUUGUUGGGCCUGUGUUUGGAUACCUGCUAGGCUCCCUUUGUGCCAAGAUUUACGUGGACAUUGGGUUUGUGAAGAUGGACACCAUCACCAUUACACCAGCAGAUGCCCGAUGGGUGGGUGCCUGGUGGCUGGGCUACCUCAUAGCUGGGGUCAUAACUUUGCUCUCUGCCAUCCCGUUCUGGUUUCUGCCCCGAUCUCUGCCCACAGCUGGUUCUAGGGUCCGAAAGAUGGGCACUCAGGAGGAAGCAAGUUUCAUCAAGGAGACUCCCCAUUCUAAGUACAAGUAUCAAGCAGAGGAACACAGCAGUUUUGUAGAAAUGGCUAAAGACUUUAUUCCAACCCUGCGAACUCUUCUUGGACACCCUGUGUAUGUGAUCUACCUGUGUGUGGUGGUCAUCCAGCUGAACUCCCUCAUAGGCAUGGUCACGUACAAGCCCAAGUACAUCGAGCAGCAUUUCAGGCAGUCUGCCUCCAAGGCUAACUUUCUCAUGGGUGUGAUCAAUAUCCCUGCUGUGGCAUUGGGGAUGUUUUCUGGUGGUCUGCUGAUGAAGAGGCUGAAACUGAACGUCAUGGGAGCAGCAAAGUUUGCUUUUUACACCUCCUUGAUUGGAUAUGUCCUGUCAAUGUUGUUUUUCACAAUGAGCUGUGAGAACGCCAAAGUAGCCGGAGUGACAGUAUCAUACAGCAAUGCGGAUAGUGUAUCCUAUGACAAACACUCACUUUUCAUGCCCUGCAACUCGGAUUGCUUUUGUUCAUCGAGUGAGUGGGACCCAGUCUGUGGACAAAAUGGCAUCUCCUAUGUCUCUCCUUGUCUGGCUGGCUGCAAUACUUCUACAGGCUCGGGGAAAAACACAAUCUUCUCUAAUUGCAGCUGUGUUGGUGUGACUGGUAACUUUACGGCCGGAACGGGUCAGUGCCUCAACAAGGAGGACUGCGACAGGAUGUUUCCGUACUUCCUAGCUCUCUCUGUCAUAACUUCUUUCAUCAUCUCGCUUGGUGGGACUCCAGGAUACAUGUUUCUCAUCAGGUGCAUAAAACCACAAUUGAAAUCUCUGGCACUUGGUUUUCAUGCUUUGGCAACACGUACACUUGCAGGGAUCCCAGCACCCAUCUACUUUGGAGCAAUUAUAGACACCACAUGCCUAAAAUGGGGCCAGAAAAGAUGUGGAGGCAUCGGAGCUUGCAGAAUCUACAAUACCUCCGCCUACAGGAUAGCUUACCUGGGCCUGACUCUGAGCCUACGGACUAUCUCCUUCGUCAUUUGCAUCCCGGGCUUCAUCCUGCUCAGCCGACAGCUGAAGGAGGAGGAGAAAAAAAGCGUCCUACACGGGGCCCUAACAAACGGCGGGACUGAACUGGAAGCUCUCAGAAAAGAGGAGUUUGCGGUUUUGAAUUCUGAUCAAGCCGUGCACACGGCGGACAACAGCACAGACAGGCACACCCAGCUGUGACUGCUGAGAAACAGAAAGGACUCCAAGUGUCUGACUUAUAAGAAAAUAUAUCCAAAGUAUGUACCCAGUGAUGCACACACAGGUGAAUACACACAACCACAUAUACAUAUAAAUACAUACAUGCGUACAAGAUUUGCAGGGAAUCACAAUUUCUGUUAUCUCAUGUCGACCAUAAAAUCUAUAAUUGUACCAUUGAAUGUGUGGUGUUGAGACUCUGGCAGAAAUUUAACCCACCUGACAAAUUCAUGGAAUGUACAUUCUGCUGUUUUUCUCAAACAAUCCGGAUUCAAGGCUCAGAAUGGAAACGUGACUAGGAAGCGAAGGCCACCACUACAACACUCCAGUUUGUUUCAUACACCAGCAUCUAUUAAGCUGCCUCUGUAGAUAGUUAUUUUAAAUGAGAGUUCUCCCUGUUGCCAGUGUCAUUAAACAAAGCAGGUAAAGUGGCCUUAGAAGUGAGAGGCACAGCGGGCUUUCAAAGAAAUGUUCUUUUUCUUUUUUUUUAUUUAUUGGUUUUGACGGGUUCUUGGGAGGUGUUUUGAGGGUUUGCGGCUGUUGAAGUCAUGUUAAGUACACAUUAUGUGCCUCACUCACUCAACAGUUACCUCUGUGUGCCAUCUGUCCUCUUGACUCACGUGUGAACAGUUAUCCAUUGAAACUUUUAAGCUGCUGGUCUAUAAAAUUGUAUAGAAAAGUUUUUACAUUUUUAAAUGCCGCGCAAAAUGGACUUUGCCUUUAAUCCCCCCCCCUCCUACAAAGUUUAAUUCGAUUGUAUUUCUGUGUUAUGUCCUUAUGAAGUAAAAAUAAACAAAGAAAAACAAACCUUUGAAAAUCACCACCCCUACAAUUUAAACUGUAUGUUUUAACAUAAUCUGCUCAAAAAAAUUUAAGUGAUUAUGAUCUGAAUAUCCACAAUCCCCUCAGUGUGCUCUACAAUACAUUUCUGCAAAACUUUUUUUUUUUUAAAGAAAAUAUACCACACUGAAACUCUUUCUAGUUCUCAGAAAGAAAUGUGUUAAUUAUUGUGUUUUAAUGAUUAGUGUUGCACCAGUUGGUUAUUGCUAUUCUCCGUGUUGAGUGUUUUCGGGGCACGUGGAUAAGUAAAAGUAUGUGAAGUGGAACUAAUGGGAGUAUUUCUGUAUGUUUUAUAUCUUCAGUGGUUGUUGAAUAUGCUCUGUUGGUUAGUUGUUUUCUUUGUACUUUUCUGUGAGAUUGAGGUAAUUUGUGCCAAAACACUGAAUCAUUCUGAUCUCUCAGGUUUCAUUCCCAGAUUAAGCUUGUUCUCAAUAAUCAGAAGCCAUUUUUGCAAAUUAGACAGUCUCUCAAAGUAAUAUUAGAAACUGUAUUUUAAAUGUUUUAAUGAUACUUGAAAAUGCACCUAACAUUUUAUAUUAGAAAGAAUAAUAAUAGAAAAACACCUAAAUUUCAUGCCUUAAGUUUGUAAAUUCAACGUAUGGAACUCAUAAUACCAGUACAAUGGAAAGGUCUGGUUUAUUUUUUAGUCCUAAAUCUGAAAAAUACAAACCUUAUGAUUGUAACCUUCUAUAAGACAUGUCAAACUAAAAAUCAGGGAUUAAAGUGUAACAGUAACCUAAACUUACUUUAUAUAUCUAUAUAUACAUAUUAAGUUCUGGAAACAAUUGAGACCACUCAAAACAAUCAAUUUCUCUGAUUUUACUUUUUAUAGGUAUAUAUUGGAGUAAAAUGAGCAUUGUUUUUUUUAUUAUAUAAACUUCUGACAACAUGUCUCUGAAAUUCCAAGCAAAAAUUUAGUAUUUAUUUGUAGAAAAUGAGAAAUGAUCAAAAUCAGUGCUUUCAAAGCUCGAAUAAUGUAAAGAAAACAAGUUCAUAUUCAUUUAGAAACAACAAUACUCAUGUUUUAACUCAGGAAGAGUUCAGAAAGCAAAGUUUGGUGGAACAACCAUGAGGUUUCCAAUGGGGUUCAAUACAGUGGUCUCUUAAUUUUUUUCAGAGUCGUAUAUAUAUAUAUACUUUGUGGGCACCCAUGAAUCACAAAAUAAAUGUAAAAUGCAGACCAGAUAUGUUUACAAAAGGUUGGAAACAAAUUUGAAGCUCUUUCUCCUAUAUAAUGAUUUAUUUCUUUUCUAAGUAUAGUUGUUAACAAACAUGUAUUCACUGUAGGCUGCUGUUUUCCUACCAGUAAUAAAAAUUACUCUUGUAUCCCUCUGGUUUGGUAUUAUCCAAACCAAAUACUUAAAUGUUUUUAACAGUGUCUUAUAAUGAUUUAGCCAAUGUGGUCAUUUGUUUCCAAUUUAUUAAACUAAAUUAAAAAUUGAUUUUGUUCUUUUUGAGUUCUGGCAAAAAAAAUAAAUAAAAACCACUGUAACCUCAAUCUGGUUGACAAAGAUUUUUGCCUUUUGUUGAAAUUGUCCUGGUUUUUAGUGCUUAAGCUCAGAUGGGUCUCCCCAUUUCAUUGUUUUUAUUACAUAAACUUUGAAAACUUUAAACUCAUAGAUUGCAAAGUGAAGCAUCAGAGGCAAUAUCAAAAUAUUUUGAGCCACUGCUUCUACUGUUUAGACUUGGGCUUAGCAUUAGUUAAAACAGAGCAGAUUGGCUUUAAGUGCUAAUGGGCUCUUGGAUCACAGUAUUUCCAUCCUUUCUUCAGUCAUAGUUGGUUUGGACUAAUGUUAAAAAGCAUUAAAAAAAAUUGUGUGACAAGUCUUGUAGAAUUAAAUUGUGAAAAAACGGUGGGAACUGUUUUUUUUUUUUUUGUCCCACUUGAAGACAGAGGAAAGCAUAAUGGCUAUAGGCAGGUAUGAUCUGUGUUUAAAUGUUUUAUGUACAAUGAGGAACCUUUGUGUGAUUAUAAUGACCAAAUCAGAUGCUACAGUGGUGCUUUGCAAGGUCAAUGUUUGGAUUCGUUGUUUUUAUGGUUGUAAUGUAACAUUGUCAAUUUUUUUUACUAAUUACAAAGCAACAGAGUUCAAGGAUUUGGAAGUAUGGCUCAUAAUCUUAUUCACACAAUCUAAUUAUCAUUUAAAAGUUUUUAUCAAUGUCUCAAAAGAUUCAUCUCAGAGGUUUUUACCAUCGUCUAUUGAAAGUGUUUUUGUCCAUGUCGCCUGUUUUGUUGUUCAGGUUCAGUAAGGCAGACGCGGAGUGAGCCGCUCACAGGAAGGAAGAACAGUACACCAAUAAUAUAUAAAAGGCAUUCAGCUGCAUUAAAGUAACCAGAUUGUAAAUAAAUUUCCUGGUUUAUUUUUGCAAAAUGUGAAAGAAUAUCAUAAAUGUCAAUCAAAAAUAAACAUUUAUUAUCAAAAAUCA